AUGAGCGGCAGUGACAAAGACUCCAAGCUGGAGGGCACUGAAAAGGUGCUGGACAAGCGGACAACGCUGCUCAGGCCCCCGGCGCCUGAUCCGAACAAGGCGCCCAUUGAGCACACGGUCGAGGUGACGCCGCUGGCGGUGCUGGGCGAGGACAUCUUCACCAACACGCGCCCGCUAUGGCUCCCCCAGGGCGCGCGCGGCGUCUACGGAGGCGCCGUCAUCGCGCAGAGCCUGGCGGCGGCGCAGAUGACGGUGCGCGACGACUUCCUGGUGCACUCGUGCCACUGCUACUUCCUGCUGGCGGGCUCGGCGACGAUCCCCAUCAUGUACCACGUCGAGCGGGUGCGCGACGGCCGGUCCUUUGCGACGCGGACGGUGCAGGCGCGGCAGAGGGGCAAGUGCAUCUUCACGACGACGGUCAGCUUCGUGCGCGAGGGCAGCGGCGGGGCGAGGCAGAUCCGGCACGCGGCGGCGCUGCCCGAGGGCGUGGAGAUGCCGGACGCGGCAGGGAGUGAUGGUGGCCAAGGAGGGGAUCCGUUCCUGAGCCGGCGGAUCGAGAUGCUGCGGGUGCGGGAUCCGGACGCGAGGCCGGACCAGAUGAGGGUGCGGCAGUGGCACCGCUGCAAGGGCAAGAUCUCGGCGUCGGGGGGCCACCAGGCGCACCUCAACGCGCUGGCGUACAUCUCGGACAAGUACUUUGUCGGGACGGUGGCGCGGAUUCACCGGCUGUGGCGGCUGGGCAUGACGCCGGAGCAGGUGGCGGCGCUGCCCGAGGCGGAGCUGAAGCGGGUGCGCGCGUUCCUCGAGUUCGAGGGCAUGGGCGGCCGGCUGGAGGACUGGGUCGACCGGCCGCGGAUGGGCAUGAUGGUCAGCCUCGACCACAGCAUCUACUUCCACGAGCCGAAGCGGGUGCGGGCGGACGAGUGGAUGUUUUCGGAGAUGGAGAGCCCCUGGAGCGGCGACGGGAGGGGGGUGGUGAUGCAGAGGAUCUAUGCGCAGGACGGGACGCUGCUGGCGAGUUGUAUGCAGGAGGGCGUGGUGAGACUGCAGCAGGACGAGACGGAAAGGGGGGCCAAGCUGUGA
Messenger RNA from Trichoderma citrinoviride, 1083 nucleotides. Its product is annotated as Thioesterase/thiol ester dehydrase-isomerase. Gene Ontology annotation, biological process: fatty acid catabolic process; acyl-CoA metabolic process. The coding region runs from base 1 to 1083 and encodes 360 amino acids. Gene Ontology annotation, cellular component: peroxisomal matrix. The transcript is spliced from 3 exons. Lineage: Eukaryota; Fungi; Ascomycota; Sordariomycetes; Hypocreales; Hypocreaceae. The record is from RefSeq and is a predicted model, not a curated record. Gene Ontology annotation, molecular function: fatty acyl-CoA hydrolase activity.